Messenger RNA from Aspergillus thermomutatus, 2367 nucleotides. RefSeq lists its product as uncharacterized. Lineage: Eukaryota; Fungi; Ascomycota; Eurotiomycetes; Eurotiales; Aspergillaceae. The coding region runs from base 1 to 2367 and encodes 788 amino acids. The transcript has 6 exons. The record is from RefSeq and is a predicted model, not a curated record. Gene Ontology annotation, molecular function: DNA-binding transcription factor activity; hydrolase activity. Gene Ontology annotation, biological process: regulation of DNA-templated transcription.
AUGUACAAGUCUUCUCCGGUCGUCUUCGGCAUAGCUGGACUACUGUUUUCUGUGCCUUGCGCUGCCGUCGGCCCACAAGCGCAGUGGACUGUCGGACAAUCAGUCCAGACCUCCAGCGGGCCGGUCCGAGGACAUGCCGCUCCCCAUGCCAGCAAUGUGUCUGAGUAUCUCGGCAUUCCGUACGCCUUGCCGCCAGUAGGCAAUCUGCGAUUCCAGCCUCCUGUGAGAUAUCGGGGGAAUUCCACGAUCACUGGCGAGACAUUUGGUCCCGCUUGCAUGUCUUCGAAUCUGACAGCGUACGAUGACCGACUGCCAGACAAGCUCAUCGAGCAAUACGGAGUCACCGGGGUCGGCCAAAAGUACUUGGCGGACAUAGGGCAUCCCAACUUGACUUACAGCGAAGACUGUCUGACGCUGAAUAUCUGGACGAAGCCGCAGACCGGCGAGAAGAAGAAGGCGGUGCUGAUCUGGAUACAUGGAGGGUCCUUCGUGUCCGGAAGCUCGGCCACUCCGAUGUACAAUGGCCAGUUCUUCGCUGACCAAGAGGACAUUGUCCUUGUCUCCAUCAAGUCAACAUCCGUCCCACGCAGCUUGGUUAGAAGCCAUAUGCUAAUUCGUUCUAGCUAUCGCCUCAGCAUCUUCGGCUUCCCGGGAAAUUCGCCAAGCAGCCUCAACCUAGGUCUUUUAGAUCAGCGGCUAGCAGUCGAGUGGGUGCGAGACAAUAUCGCUGCCUUUGGCGGCGACCCGUCUCGAAUCACUCUCUUUGGAGAGUCCGCCGGCGGUACCUCUGUUGACCAUUAUUCAUACGCCUGGAAAGACGACCCUAUCGUCCAUGCCCUCAUUGUGCAAUCCGGCAACGUAGCACGCAUCGGAGGCCGCACCGCUGAGCAAGCCCGUACGUUCUGGCUCAACGCUUCGCGGGCACUCGGAUGCGGUAACCAGAGCACACAUGAUCAACAAAUCUACGACUGCAUGAUGACCAAGUCUGCUGGCGACAUAGCUCGUCACCUCGUCAACACCAUGGCCACGCCCGUCAACCUGCCCUACAGCCCGGCUCCGGACGACGUCCUCGUCUUCAGCAACUACACGGACCGCCCAGCGGCUGCUGUUCCCAUGCUCGUUGGGACCACCGACUUUGAAAACGGCCUGUUCCGCGUCUAUGUGGACAAGCCGUUACCUGAAGACGCGUGGAUCCAGCAGAAUCGGGCUCUCUUCGACUGUCCGGCGGCGGCACGAGCCAAUGUCUCCGUCCAGCAGGGCAAUCCGACUUGGAGAUACCGCUACUUCGGCGUAUUCCCGAAUAUGAUGCUCUCGACAAAGGCCCCUAGCGGAGCAUACCACUCCUCCGAGGUGCCGGUUCUCUUCGACACGGUUGCACAAGACCUCAUCGCCAAUACGGCCGAGGAAGUCGCCAUCGGACGGUACAUGCGUGGUGCAUGGGCUGCAUUUGCGCGAGAUCCGGUCUCGGGACUAGAGAGAUACGAUGGAUGGCCACAAUAUGAGGCGAGUGAGAAGACACUCAUCCGGCUGGGAUUCAGUAAUCAGACCGGGCCGAACCUGGACCAUGCGGAUCAGGUGCUCCAUGAUCAGCUUCUAGCUGCUCAUCAGCAUCUGUCGCAUCCUCAGCAAGCUCGACCCCAACCUCCUGCACCGCAACCUCCGCACAUGCAACCCAACACACCGGCUCGCGAUCAGAAUAACAUCGAUCCUGCCAUUUCCGGUGCUACCAUGCUGACCGGCCCCCCGCAAACUCCCACCCAGCCUGAUGUAACAGGCCAGGAGACCCCGAAAACCUACGGCAAACGGCCGUUAUCCACCUCGAAACGCGCCGCACAGAACCGUGCCGCGCAGCGGGCGUUCCGUCAGCGGAAGGAAGCUCAUAUCCGAGAACUGGAGGGGAAGGUGAAGGCAUACGAGAAUCUCGGGGAAGCCAUCAAAGCUUUGCAGGCGGAAAACUACCAACUUCGGGAGUACAUCAUUAACCUGCAGUCUCGCUUAUUGGAUUCGCAAGGCGAGGUUCCGGAGCUGCCUGGCAAUAUUGACCUGAGCCAACCGCGGAGUGAAAUCCCUGUGCCUUCUAUUCCAAGCUCGGGGACGACCACCUCCACUGCUCCCCCUCCUCCGACUGCACCCCAGCAACCCCAGGCUCCACACGCUCAAGCCCCCACAUCAAAUGAUGAUCUCAACUCCUUGAACCGCAUAGCUGUUGCCGGGCUUGGAAUGCGCAAACCUCCUACCGAAGAGGUCAAUUAUCUCGGCAACAACUUUCAGGCUCAGGCAAGGCGCGUCCGCCCCGAUGAAGGACAACCCGAAGCUUCCGAACUGCCCAAGCAGGAACCAACACACGGACUCCCUCUCAUAUCAUAG